AUGAGCUUGAUUCUCCACCCCUGUGCAGCUUCAAGCCUGCACCACAGACUCACAGCCCGAUUAUUGAUCGAUGAUGCACGAGCAUUCACUGGCGGAGAUGAGGUGAUUGUGACGUCCUUGCCGCCUCCCAGUUUACCAGCCAGCAUCAGCAUCCCUGCUGUAGCGCCCAGCGAGCAGACAGAUGAGGAUGGAGGGCCCCUAGGAGACUACGGCUUGUCCUAUAUGGGCAGCACAGGCGCCCAGAGGCGGCCCUCUCCAGCUGUGGCUCCCAGGCAGAGUGCUGAACCAGCUCCCGCACCAGCACAGCCCUGCCAAAGUUGCGUAGGGCUCAUCGGUGGCCCAUCAGUAUCGGUGUCAAUGGCACCGGGUCCGCGCAUGGGCGCUGUUGGGCAGCCUGUGAGGGCGCCGGUUGCAGCGCCUGCUGCGCAGCCCGUGCAGCUGAAGAGUCCCUCCAAGGCGCUGCCCCCGGGUGUAUUCCAAAAGGCAGUCCCUGCACCAAAGGAAAACUUGGCCUUCAAGUCAAAGUAA
This is a messenger RNA of Coccomyxa subellipsoidea C-169, 528 nucleotides long. RefSeq lists its product as hypothetical. The transcript has a single exon. Bases 1 to 528 code for a protein of 175 amino acids. The record is from RefSeq and is a predicted model, not a curated record. Lineage: Eukaryota; Viridiplantae; Chlorophyta; Trebouxiophyceae; Coccomyxaceae.